CGACAGACUGGAGCAUUUUUCAGAUGCCGUCCAAGACGCGCCAUUGGAAGCAAAAGGAUACCAGAGAAAUCGAAGCAUUUCGCCAACCCCAGACUGGUUACGGGGAGGAUUCUGGUACAAGAACUGUGAGAUUUUGGUUGGCCGAUGGAAAGCAAGCUCUGAAGGAAAUGCCACUACAUCAAGCACCGCUUGGGGGCCGCAAAGAAGGCUGCGUGUCGGCAAGACAACUGCUCCGAAGAAGGCAUCCGCCGGUGGCCCAAAGACUCAUGCUUGAGCCAGGGGCAAGAAGAAGCUAAGGUCGAGGAAGUUGAGGAGGAAGCUGAAGGCGACGGUGAUGCCGAGGUUGACGACAAUGCUGAUGCCCAGUCUGAAGCGGAGGACGAAGACACGAAGGACGCUGAAGAAGCUACUGAUAAGUCUUCCUAAUCUCUCGUUACAGGGAAUGAGCUCCCUAUCCAUAUCCCCACCGAGCUUCGACGCUGUAGGACGAGGCG
Molecule: messenger RNA, 494 nt
Organism: Hyaloscypha bicolor E
Lineage: Eukaryota; Fungi; Ascomycota; Leotiomycetes; Helotiales; Hyaloscyphaceae
Exons: 1
Coding region: 24-296 (90 amino acids)
Source: RefSeq, a predicted model, not a curated record